UGGUGUGAAAUGCUGCGUUGCACCAAAAGAAGAGCAGAGCAGCUUUCUCGGUGGCCGAGCUCUCGCUUGUAGGGGUCAGUUGGUGGUCAGCGACCGUCCAAAAUGGACCUGGUCGCCGAGACCAUCUGCUGCUACCCCGACGCUUACUUCAAUUCGAUUAUGGAAUCGAUGUACUUCGCCGACUUUUUCGUGAAAUGCGCCGGUUCGCCUCCGGAAUUUCACAUUUUCUGCACUUCACCUGUGACUUCAGGUGUGCGACAAUUUUUUCCCGACCAAGACAAGUUGGACGACUAUGGCACCGACGACACGGAUUCAGACUCGCCAGACACUGUUGCUUCCAACUCUUCACACACGGAGGGUUACGUGUACAUGAAUGGGGACAUUGAGAAGAUCCCUUCAGGGGUGGCUUUCGCCGCGCCCACCCCUGACCUCCAGGCUGCCGGCGCUUCAGAAUCUGACAGGCAUUUAGUCAACGGGGACGACGCGAUGCCGACUGGGGCGGCGGCCAGCGGCCAGAGCCCUAACACGGCCAACAUGACCGCAGCCGAACUGGAGCAGCUCAAACAGUUGCUCGCAACACAACUCGAGUACUACUUCUCGAGAGAAAACCUUGCAAGUGAUACGUAUCUGCUGUCUCAAAUGGAUAACGACCAGUACGUCCCAAUUUGGACUGUUGCUAAUUUUAACCAAGUUAAAAAAUUGACAACAGACAUCAAAUUAAUCACCGACGUUUUGAGAGAAUCUUCGAUAGUCCAAGUGGACGAGGAAGGUCUUAAGGUGAGGCCUAACCACAAGAGGUGCAUAGUCAUUUUGAGGGAAGUUUCCGAGAAUACUCCUGCCGAAGAGAUUGAAGGUUUGUUCUCAAGUGAAAACUGCCCCAAAUGUGUCUCCUGCGAGUUUGCGCACAACAACGCUUGGUACGUAACCUUCGAGUCGGACGAGGAUGCUCAACGUGCUUACCGCUUUCUUCGAGAGGAGGUGCGCGAGUUCCAGGGCAAGCCGAUUAUGGCACGCAUAAAAGCCAAACCCAUGAACAGGCUACCCAUGAACAACACACCAUCAUCAACCACCGGCCCGAAGAAUGGGUUCCGCAGUCCGCCAGUUUACGAAACUGCGCGCACCUUCACCCCUACCAUGGUCUACGCCAAUGGUACCUCGGCUUCCACGCUGAACUUCCCCAACGCGGUGCAAAUCAUCUACCCUCCUCAGCAGCCGACACCUCAGCCCUCCUUUGGAUACACCCCGCCCAUGAUCCCUUGGCCACCCAGCCAUGGUCAGCCUUAUUACGACAUCGGCAGCGUUUUCACAGUCAACGGCCUCGCUCCUCAGAGCCCCUUCCCAAAGCCCCCAUCCUCAAAAUUCAAUACCCGCUCAAAAAAGCGCCCACCUACCAGCUCCAGUCUACCCGACACGUCGAGAGUAGCGACCAUUGUGACGCCUUUGGCUGCCGCCCCGGUGGUGAUGCCCAAGACUGCUUUGCUCGACUCGAGACAAGACGAGAUGAGAGCUGACGAAGACAGGAGAGGUGAUAAAGAUGCUACCGGAUCUCUGAGGCAAAGGAGGCGCAGAAAGGAGGACGACGUCAGAGCUCCUAGUGGAUCGGUGCGAGCCAUGGCCAACAGCCCCCAGCCAGUUGCGACUCCUGUUGCCUCCGUUGUGCAGCCUGGCCCUAAGUUUGACUUGGAGGCCACUGCUUUUCCUCCCUUGCCCGGUCUGGACCAGGAAUCAAGCACCAAAGCGCCUGCCCCUGAACAGCUUGAGACCUCAGCUUCACCGUCACCUUGGGAGAGCAGGCUCUCUGAUGUGGUGAAAGGCACAGCCAAAGCAAAGGUUUCUACGUCCAGCUCUCGUGAUAAAGACCUCCCAGCUCAGCCUGAAGUGACUGCCACUCCACCGCCACCUCCUACUCCCACAGCUGCUUCUGUUGUUUCUUCGGCGCCGAAGACUGUGGCAGCAGUGGCAGCGACUCAGCCCAAAGUAGUGAAAGCAGCGGCAAAAGUAGAAGAGGCACUAACAGAAACACCACCCACUCCUGUUGCCACCCCUCCAAAUUUCCCUGAAAAGUCGGUCAAAAGCAUGGCCGAUAAAUCCACGAAGACUGAUGAUGCCUUGCUGAACGGAGAGGUGAGCGGCUCCACCGCCAAGUCAGCUCCCGAAGCCACCCGCUCCAUGGCGGCCGCCAAAGCAGCCCCGCCUGCCCCCGUGAUGGCCAACGCCUCUACAAUGACUAACCCUAUUGAGAAACCAAGCAGCAACAACAACAAUGUGAACAGCCAAGACAACAUACCCAAUGCACCGUCUCCCCCGCCAGGCUCAAAACUCAGCUAUGCACAAGUGGCGCAACACCACAGGGAGAAGCAAAUGAGGGAGGAAAGAAGCAAGUCUGAGUCAGAGGGAGGCAGCACUACCAGUAGCAACAAUGGCAACAAACAACCUGAGCUUAGAGAUGUUAUAACUUCAACCGCAACAAAAGAGGGCAUUGGGCAGAGGAUGGGUCGUGGCGGCGGCGGCCGACCCAAUCAGCAGGGCGACAGAGGCCAGUACCAUCAGAGAAAUCGCCGCAAUGAUGAUCGUCGGAUGCGAGAACCUCGGUCACCCAAGUAGCACUCGCUUUUGUCAGAACUAUUGACAUCUUGACGGCGCCCGUCAGUGGUGCUCCACCUAGAGACACUGUGAGUGUCUCGCAAGUGAAAUAAGAAAAUAGUGUCGCUCGAAAUAUUUUUGAUUAAAGACGACCUUGCAAGCAAAAGUAACAAGAAAGAAUACUACACAAUUGGCAACGAGGAGUGAAAAAGAAGAUGGAUGGCUCUAAAGAAUCAAAUAUUUUUGGGACACCCUUGAUUGUAGCUUGCAGCCUUAGAUCCCCGCCAGAUGAAGAGAUAUGUGGGUGCCGAGUGCUUGAUUGCAUAAUAACUGUGAUAGCCCAUGUGUGUAAUCCUGAUCAAUGGUUGUUUUAAUUUUCGCCUGACACCACGACUACCACCAACGCUGCUGCUGCUGCUACUUCUUCUCUUUCUAAUACCUAUCGAUAAUCACAGGGUAAAGCCAACUUUUGUUUUAGCUCCCUAAGCUCUCAACGGAGCCGCCCGAAUUUUUAAGUUUUUAACAGACGACCCAAAAAGAGGGCAUGCACUUAACGCAGAAGAUUAGGUAUGUGUUUUUAUUGCGUGAUAAUUGCACUUCAUUUUGUGGUCUGUUGGCAUUUUGUGGUCGGAACGCAAACAGCAUCUUUGGCUAUGUCUUCCAAAAGCGGACCUUUUUUGACAUUUUUAUUUUUCAAAUAUGCACAGUCCUUGCCUAAGCAUUUACCGCCUCUUUACUCUUUUUUUUUUAAAUAUCUCGACUCGCGCGAUCGCUCUUUUUACCAAACAAGUUUGCGCCUCAGUCCGAUAUCUUGAUCCGUUCGCGCAAGGAACACCAAUUACGAUUUACUCUCGACAAUUGGACGCGAUUGAACCUAUAUCAAAGUCCUCUCGUUACACUUUUCUAGAUUCCGUCUGGGAAUUCUCGCAAGGCUUGACGAAUACCUUUACAACCCAUUACCUAAUCGCGACCACAAAAUGAUCGAUAUUUGUAGGGAUUUUCUUGAUUUUUUUUGUUAAGGCCUUAAUAAUUAAUAAAUAAUUUUUGCUUCAAUGUACGUUUCUCUUGCUUUAUGCUGUUUGUAUUUUCCAGUAAAUGUGAUCACUUUUUGAAAGUCCAUUUGUUCAUGAUGAUGACGUUGAUAAUGAUGUGUAACAAUGCUGUAUGGUGGCUUAACCAACCAUCCAACCAACCCUGAUCGAUUUUGUUUCAACAGAAAAGGGGCAUGCAUGACAGCCCCUCUCAAUCCCCGCCCCAAAAUGAACAUGUUGAAAAUGAAGAUGAAAAGUUAGUUGUCGUGUUGUAAAAUAAACAGAAUAUUAAUUAACAUGAGAUGACGAUGAUGAUGAUAAUAAUAAUGAAAUAGGCUAGAAUGGAUUAUUAUGAUUAUAAUUACACUACGUUUAUUAAUUAUUAUUUAAGAGUUGUUUUUGUUGUGUGUUCUGCUCUUUGAGUUUCACAGCCACUUAAAAAAAAGCGAGAGAUAACACACGUGUAGGAAAAAGUAAGUGGAUUACAAGAAAAUAGAAAUACAUUUGGGGCUGUGGGUUGUAUAAACAUGAUCCAGAAAAAUAAUGGAAUACACUUGGAAAAAAUAAAUAAAUAUCACACACGACACAACAUGUGGACAUGAAAGUUAUUUAUCAAAUCACAAUUUGUGGUGGAACAAGAAUGAAGUUUAAAGUUACAACUAUGUUAAAUAAUUAAUAAUUAUUUAAUUGCAGCAGUUCCUUGGUAUACUAAAUAAAUAAAUAAUAAAUAUUAUAGCUGUUAGCUUUCGGCAUUUAUUGAUACAUAAAUGGCAUAAAGAACUCAUCGACCAAAAAAUGAUGUAAAAUACUACAAUACAUUAAUAGUGGCAUUACAUUGCUUCAAUUAGGCUGUACUCAUUUUGGCACUGUUUGGCUACAUUUGGUCUCAUGAAAUGCCCAGGCCAGCAUAUCUCACUGUUGCGAAUUGUCCAACAAAAAAGAAACAGUAUCGAAAAGAGCAAACUAGUUGAAAAAAAGUAACGAAGCAAAGAGUUUGUAAGUGAACUCCAAAUUAGGAGCCACCAAAACGUAGCUACUCACAAAUCAAGCCAAGUUAGCCGAACUGCUGAAGUGAAUUUUGGUACUUUGAAAGAAACGCGAAUACAAGCUGAUUAUUUUGGCAAACGUGUUGGUUAUUUUAUAAUUUUGCACAAAAAGGGUAAAUACUAUCUCUAUGAUUAUCAAUUGUAUACACUUGAUUAUAUUUGUAAUUUGAACACGUGUUGAAUGAUUACGUUUCACGACCGACUCUGAUUCUGUGUACGCAGACUCACCGUCUUUCGGCUUCAUCAGGCAUGAAUUCUGUGCAAAAACCGUGAGCCCUUUCUUUGCAAUUUAGCUGGAAAACAAAAAGAUCACUCGUCUACUAAUAAUUCUAAUUGUGGAAGUAACUAUGACAAAAAUCAGUGCCGCAGUGUGCCAUGAUAAAAAGAGAGUUCUAAAUAAUCUAGCCGUUGCAGAUCAGAGAGAUUAUAAUUGAGCCUAUUAUUAUUGCUGAAAACGAAAUUCGUUUCUGGUGAAACAGAAUGCGAUGGAAGAAAGAAAAAAAACAGUGACAUCGGCGGAAAGAAUUAAUAAAAAUUUAAUGUUGUUUACAAACAAAAGGAAACUGAGAUACACAUACUGAAAAAUUAAAAAUGCAAACGUGGAAAAAUUAAUAAGAAACUUGUGAACUUUGCAAAAACGUAAAAGAGGAUUUUUAAGUGUGUUGUUGUAACGGAUGGCAUCGCGAAUAUCAUCUCUAACUAAUAACCAAUAAUACAUUAUUGUGUAUGGGAGGGAUCGAGUUUUAUCUUUGUUUGUUUUAUUUUGCUGUUCUUGAGAAAUGAAAAUGAAAUGAAAAAGUUACUCAAAAAGGCCAAAAACA
This is a messenger RNA of Neocloeon triangulifer, 5481 nucleotides long. It is a transcript of the gene Larp4B, whose product is annotated as la-related protein 4. The record is from RefSeq and is a predicted model, not a curated record. Gene Ontology annotation, molecular function: mRNA 3'-UTR binding. Gene Ontology annotation, biological process: positive regulation of translation. Gene Ontology annotation, cellular component: cytosol; cytoplasmic stress granule. The transcript is spliced from 10 exons. Bases 103 to 2604 code for a protein of 833 amino acids. NCBI's taxonomy places the organism in Eukaryota, Metazoa, Arthropoda, Insecta, Ephemeroptera, Baetidae.